AUGAGAGGAACAGCUUCGCUGGAGCAAGAUGUCCGAUUUGCCAACAAGGACAAACUUCUCGUUCAAUCAACAAAAUUUCCUAAAGGCUUCGAUAUCAAAGUCGAUAUAAGCAAGGUAAAUCUAGAAGUUUUUACAUUAUGGAUUCAUAAAACAAUUGAAGAAUUGACUGGAACAGAUGAUGACAUGAUUGCUGAAUAUGCAAAUAGCCUUUUGAUGGAGAAGGAUUGUGAUCCGAAGCAAAUGCAAAUACAGUUGGCUGGGUUUAUGACUAUUGAUAAAUCGGCCAUCUUUAUGAAGGAGCUGUGGAAAUUACUAGUUGAAGCACAAUCCACUACAAGUGGUGUACCAGAGGGAUUGUUAGAAAUUGAAAUGGAGAUUAGAAAGAAACAAGAGGAAGAACAAGAGAAAAUCGGAAGAAAAAUCAAUGAAAAGAUUAUUCCAAAUCAACACGGCAAUAACAGAUAUUAUUCUCGUAAUAAUAAUGGCCGUGACUAUUCCAAUGAUAAUUAUAGUAAUAAUAAUAAUAACAGAAAUUACAACAAACAAUCCUACCCUAAGCAUAAUUCUGAAUCUUCAUCAUCAACUAAUAGUGGAGAAAGAAGAGGAAUUGAGUCUUUUAAAUCCUAUGAAGAUGAUAAAUCAGAGAGAAGAUUUAACAAGAGAAGUGACAAUGAUAAUAAUAAUAGUGGAAGAAAUGGAUCUGAUUAUAACAACAGUAGCAGAGGUUCCUCUACAAGUAGCCAGAUCAGUACGAACAAACCAUCCUCUUCCUAUGAUUCUAGAGGAUCAUCAUCUAAUCAAUCCUACAGAAAGGACUACUCUAAGGACUAUUCAAAGAGAUCUUAUCCAAGCCCUACCAAUAACAGCAGCAGAUACAAUGAUCGUUCCUCUGGUAAAUCAUCCUCCUAUGAUGAUUAUUAUAACUCUUCCGACCGUCAAUACUAUUCAUCUGAUAGAAACAGAUCACCACCAAGAAAGCACUCUAAAUAUUCUUACAACUCUAGGAAACCAUCAUCUGAGAGAUCAGAGCCGACACCACCUCCUUCAUCAUCCGAUGACUCUGACUCUGAUGGUCACAAUUAUAUUAGUUCAAGAAGAAAAUCCAAUGAAAAUUCCACUUCGGAAACACUGAGAAAGAAAGCUCUCGAGUCCAUGUCCAAGAGUAAAUCAUCAUCCAGUCAAGAAGAAGAACGAUAA
Molecule: messenger RNA, 1197 nt
Organism: Naegleria gruberi
Lineage: Eukaryota; Heterolobosea; Eutetramitea; Acrasida; Naegleriidae
Exons: 1
Coding region: 1-1197 (398 amino acids)
Biological process (GO): mRNA processing; regulation of mRNA splicing, via spliceosome
Cellular component (GO): spliceosomal complex
Molecular function (GO): RNA binding
Source: RefSeq, a predicted model, not a curated record